Molecule: messenger RNA, 1320 nt
Organism: Vitrella brassicaformis
Lineage: Eukaryota; Vitrellaceae
Source: the annotation of a GenBank genome assembly
UGUCAUGUGAUCGAUCGUCGUUCGUGCGCGUGACAGUCUUAGGGCACUGUCGUCACAUAUAAAACGUAGGCAACGAUAAGCUCCUGCCUUCCCCUCCUACCCUCCCCUCUCAAACCACCACCACCACCACCACGCACGCGUAUCGAUGGCAGGAACGUCACGAAAUAUAAAUUGUAGGCAGAGAUCGAUAUACCUUUCUCCCUCCCUCCAUCCCUCCCUCUUUGACUGUCUGCGAUGGCCACCUGCUGCAACUUCCUCGACAACAACUUCACUGUGCGCCAUCACUUUCAUAGACAAACCAUACACCCGGCACACAAAUACGGACAGAUCAUAGACACACACACACAUCACACACACACACGAAGGCAUCGCCCCUAACUAGGGGAAAAUGCGGCAUUGAGUCCAUUGACCGAGUCGGACAGAUCAUACACACACACACACACACACACAUCACACACAUCACACAGCACAGCCAUCCAGACGGGUCACAUCCAUCCAUCCAUCCAUCCAUCACAUACAUACCACAGGCAGCCAUCCAUCUCUCUCUCAUCCCCCAUCAUGCAGCCGUCCACUGACCGUGAACCCAUCCCAUCACAUCCCAUCCACGAGUCAUCAGAUGCCAUCACGACAGCCAAGUGUAUGCAGAUCGAUGUGCUGUACGCCACACACAGACACGCUCCCCAGCUGACCACAUCAUGUAGCCACACAGACGCACCGUCCGGCCAUCCACCCCGCGAUGCAGGCAAGUUGUGUGUGUAGACGAGCCGCCAGCCAAUCCAAACACACCACUACCACCUUAAGCACGCCGGGCCGACUGGCGGCUUAGAAGGGAUUUUGUCGCACGACAGUACACGCCUGCUGUUCUAUCGAGAGAGGGCAAAUCGAGAGACGGUGUCUUGGUCUGGUUGAUUGGAGAGAAAGGGUCUUGGUCUGGGAGGUGAGGGCGAGAUGGUCUAGUGACAGCUACUAUGGACGAAUGGAUCAACGGGAGAUUGUAGUGGCUGCAAGCAGAGACACAGCAGCCACACGUCAACAGAGGACACAAUCAGCCGUGACCAGGAUUUGGCAAGUUGUGCUCGUUCGUUAGGAAAACUGAUAGCGCGUACGGCAGGCCCAAGUAGAGCAACAGUGUGAAGGGCAAUGGCACACCCAUGGCAACAAAAUGCCUCAUGCCUUCAUCCCUACACAUCAUCCACGCACCAAACCAUCACCACACCCAAGAAACAUGACGCACGAAGCCACACUCAUAUGUACUCACCUGACGGAGGCGGAUUAUGCGAAAAGAAGGCGCGUGCGCACUCUGCAGGCGCCAGGCAGUCG